AUGCGAGUGUGCCAGAUAGUGUCGACCAUUAAACAGUUCGGGCAGCUUGAUGGCGCUGCGAAAAUUGCGGGAGUGUACGACUAUCCAACCAGCGAACUUUGGCACGAGCAACGCGGCAUCGAGAAGUGGGAUCAUGUCAUUGGAGUCAACCUGACGGGUGCUGCGAACUGCUUGCAUGUCGAGCUGGAGCAUAUGGCGUCAGCCGCUGCGAGCACCGGCAGAAAAGCCAGCCAAGUUAAGAUCGCGUACUACCGCGAGCAUAGAUAUAUUGCCAGCAAGCACGGUAAUAUUGGCCUCACGAAAGCCCUGGCCAAGGAAUAUGGACCCGUGGGCAUCAACAUCAACGCCGUUGCGCCUGGUGCCAUUGAUACGCCCAUGAAUGCGAAUGUCGGACGAGAGGUUGGAGACAAGUUGGUGGCCGCGAUCCCAAUACCACGAAGAGGGACUGCCGAGGAGACUGCAAAGCUGAUUGUUUUCUUGUUGUCCGAGGAUGCUUCCUAUAUUACUGGAGCCACGUACACUGUCGAUGGCGGCAUGACACAGUAUGAUGAAGAAUGA
This is a messenger RNA of Fulvia fulva, 558 nucleotides long. RefSeq names its product Short-chain dehydrogenase/reductase aba4. The coding region runs from base 1 to 558 and encodes 185 amino acids. The transcript is spliced from 3 exons. Gene Ontology annotation, molecular function: oxidoreductase activity, acting on the CH-OH group of donors, NAD or NADP as acceptor. Lineage: Eukaryota; Fungi; Ascomycota; Dothideomycetes; Mycosphaerellales; Mycosphaerellaceae. The record is from RefSeq and is a predicted model, not a curated record.